Messenger RNA from Papilio polytes (common Mormon), 601 nucleotides. RefSeq lists its product as uncharacterized. NCBI's taxonomy places the organism in Eukaryota, Metazoa, Arthropoda, Insecta, Lepidoptera, Papilionidae. The transcript has 4 exons. The record is from RefSeq and is a predicted model, not a curated record. The coding region runs from base 175 to 486 and encodes 103 amino acids.
CUGCCAGAAUAACAAUGAAACUGACAUACAAAUAAUCAUACAUUUUCAUGCAAUAUGGCCAUGGUCAAACAAAAUCGAUGAGCAAAGAAAGAAUAUUUUAAGGGUUUUGGUAAUACAACACAACUAUAUAUAAUUUGGACCAUUGUCUAAUUCUUUAGUCUACGAAAAAUAUUCAUGAUGGAGUUUAAAGUUCUAUUAUUGUUACUUGUGAUCGCAGCUACGGUUAUUGCUGUACCCUUGCCCCAAGAUGACGGCGAAGUAGAUCUUGGACUUGACGGCGCUCUUGGAUUCGGAAACUUAGAGCGUGGCAAAAGGCAUGGUUCCAAAGGUGGAAGACGUCGCGGAGAUAAGGGAGAUCUCGAGUUUGGAGCAGAUAAAAGCGGGUUAGAAGGUAAAGGAGAUCUUGCAUUUGGCGUUUCCGGGGGCCGCAAAAGAGGUGGUAAACGAUCUAAAAGUGAAAGAGUUCGCAACAACGACCAGUCUUAAGAAUUCUGGACGUGGCAGAGAUGACGAAAUUGGCAACAAAUGAUGUGGCAAUAGUAAUUAAAUUCGCGAAAAUUCGUUAAAUAGAGUCAAAAAAGUGUUUCAUUAAUAAAACAUG